CGAUUAAUAUUUCGCAUAAAAUACAAUCAAGCAAUUCAUCAGAAUUACUCAAUCCAAUGUCCAUUACGAUUAAAAAUAACAUUUUGGCUGUAUUUAUAGUUCAAUUUGAUGUUCAUAAAGGAAAUGUUAUUGAAUGGCAAUAUCCAAAUGAUGUCGAUUUAGAAGGUGUAGAGUAUCAAGCUAUUUGUAGUGGUUUGCAUAGAGUAGAGUCAGAUAUUAUUUAUUUUUACCGUCAAGAUAAAUAUGGAAUUAGUGUCUUUAGAAAUAUAGCAACAAAUUCUAUUGAAGAGAGAGGUGCUUGUAUGAAGGCUAUCGGGCUUCUUGUAAAACCAACGGAACAUACCGAUUUAUGCGGCGAAGUUUGGAGUCAUGCCCCUUUUCUAAAAGAGGAAUUGAUUAAACAUAUGGAUUCCUCUUCAGAAGCUACUAUUGAUCCUAGACGAUAUGACUGUUUAAUAGAAUAUUAUACUCGUCAUCAAAUGAAAAGGGAAUUCAUAAAUAAGGCAAACAAUAGAACAUAUAGUGCUCCGAGUAUAUCAAGCUCAAUUGACAAUAGUAGCGUCAACUAUAGUCUUCGAAAGAUAUCAAUACAAAAUGAAGAAAGACAAGAAAACCAUAAUAUUUUAUUUAGUAUGGAUUCUUCUUUUCCUGAUUUUGUUCAGCAAUUAGGCCCGAAUAUAUUUGUCUUAUGGAAAGCAGCAUUAUUAAGGAAAAGAAUUGUAUUAUUAAAUAUGCCGCCAAUGGAAGCUACUUGCAAAUAUGUAUAUAAUAUUCAUCAACUAGGACAGAUACCAGUUCAAUUUCAAAAUAAUAAUAAUAUUCGCCCUUUAUUUACUAUAGGCGUUAAUGAUAUACCUCAACUUGAAGAAAUGAAUCAUCAAAGCUACAUUGUACAUCUGAUUCUAUAUUCCAAUCAAAAACAAAUUUAUAUGAUUUAUUAGUUAGGUUACCACAACAAACAGCCUCUUUUGCUCACUAUCAACCGCAAAUCAAAUCUAUUUCUAUGGCAACUGAACAUAAUUCAGCCGAUUUAACAAGAUUUAAAAUCUUAUGGUCAUUAUUAUCACCCAAUAUUCCCUGGUCUCAAGUGAUAGAUAAAGAACCUAAAGGUAGUUUCAACAUGGUUUCUACUUUAUUCACAGGCAUAUGUUACUGGCUUUAUGAAGAAAAUAGAUUAGAUCAUUAUUCUUUCAUGCCUACCCUUGCAGGUUGUAAUUGGCAAAAUUUGUUUGUUGGAUCGAAUAUUAGAAGAGGCCGUUUAUAUAUAUCCGAGGAAGAAAACAGAUUAUUA
Molecule: messenger RNA, 1291 nt
Organism: Cokeromyces recurvatus
Lineage: Eukaryota; Fungi; Mucoromycota; Mucoromycetes; Mucorales; Mucoraceae
Exons: 7
Coding region: 57-941 (294 amino acids)
Cellular component (GO): lipid droplet
Source: RefSeq, a predicted model, not a curated record